AUGGCGAGCCUCCUGCGUGUCGUGGCGGCUAGCUGCUCGGCCCCUCUGUUCAGCGGGGUUUCCUGUGUGAAGCUGCAGAGCGGCGGUUCCAUCAAAUCCUCGUGCCUUCGCUUUUUCAGGACCCAUCAAGCUCUCGGACGCUGUGCCAGUCCAGGUAUUCCAUACAAACAACUCACAGUCGGUGUACCCAAAGAAAUCUUCCAGAAUGAACGUCGUGUGGCAAUUUCUCCCGCUGGCGUCCAGGCGCUCAUCAAGCAGGGCUUCAAUGUCAUCGUGGAGUCGGGAGCUGGAGAGCCUUCCAAGUUCCCAGAUGAACAGUAUGCCCAGGCUGGAGCAACAAUUAAAGACAUUAAAGAUGUCUUGGCAUCUGAUGUGUUGGUUAAGGUCCGCGCUCCCGUGUUUAACCCCACUCUCGGCGUCCACGAGGUGGAAAUGAUGAAGGACGCGGCCACUUUAGUCAGCUUCGUCUAUCCGGCUCAGAAUCCCGAGCUGAUGGACUUGCUGUCCCAGAAGAAGGCCACCGUCGUGGCUAUGGACCAGGUGCCCCGAGUCACCAUCGCACAGGGUUAUGAUGCACUGAGCUCCAUGGCAAACAUCGCAGGGUACAAGUCAGUUGUGCUGGCAGCUAACAACUUUGGUCGCUUUUUCACUGGACAAAUCACAGCAGCUGGUAAAGUGCCACCUGCAAAGGUUCUGAUUAUUGGAGGUGGUGUGGCUGGGUUGGCAGCAGCUGGUACUGCCAGGGCCAUGGGAGCCAUUGUCAGGGGAUUUGAUACCAGAGCUGCAGCUUUGGAGCAGUUUAAAUCUCUGGGCGCAGAGCCGCUGGAGGUGAACUUAAAGGAAUCAGGAGAGGGCCAGGGAGGCUACGCCAAGGAAAUGUCAAAGGAGUUCAUAGAGGAAGAGAUGAAGCUGUUUGCCAAACAGUGUCAGGAGGUGGACAUUAUCAUCAGCACUGCUCUUAUCCCUGGAAGGCGGGCACCCAUCCUCAUCACCAAACCAAUGGUAGAGAGCAUGAAAGAUGGGUCAGUGGUGGUUGACUUGGCUGCCGAGGCUGGAGGAAACAUUGAGACCACAGUACCUGGAGAGCUGUCAGUGCACAAGGGAGUCACCCAUAUCGGCUACACAGACCUGCCCAGCCGUUUGCCGACACAGUCCAGCACUCUGUACUCCAAUAACAUCACUAAGUUGAUGCGGGCCAUCAGCCCCGACAAGGAAAACUUUUACCUGGAUGUCAAGGAAGCAUUUGACUACGGGACCAUGGACCACGUUGUUAGAGGAUCUGUUGUCAUGCAGAAUGGAAAGAACCUGUUCCCUGCUCCUCAGCCCAACAACGUGCCUGUUGCAGCUCCUCCUAAACCUAAGUCCAUCCAGGAACUGGAGAAGCAGAAGGCUUCACAAGUCUCCCCCUUCAAGGCUACACUCACCACUGCUGGCGUGUACACCGGAGGUGCUGCCACACUGGUGGGUCUGGGUCUGUGCGCUCCGAAUGCCGCCUUCACUCAGAUCGUCACCACCUUUGGUCUGGCUGGCAUCGUGGGAUACCACACAGUGUGGGGAGUCACUCCUGCCCUGCACUCUCCACUCAUGUCCGUCACCAACGCCAUCUCAGGUCUGACUGCUGUGGGUGGUCUGUCCCUGAUGGGAGGUGGCUACUCCCCAACAUCUACUGCUGAGACACUGGCUCUGCUGGCUGCCUUCAUCUCCUCGGUCAACAUUGCUGGUGGUUUCCUGGUAACUAAGAAGAUGUUGGACAUGUUCAAGCGUCCCACUGAUCCUCCGGAGUACAACUACCUUUAUCUGCUUCCUGGUGGUGUCUUUGUCGGAGGCUACGCUGCCGCUCUGCAGUCUGGAUACAACAUUGAACAGAUGAUGUACUUGGGCUCAGGUCUGUGCUGUGUUGGUGCCCUGGCUGGCCUUUCCAACCAGAAAACAGCCCGCCUGGGUAACGCUUUGGGUAUGAUGGGAGUUGCGGGGGGUAUCGUUGCCACUCUGGGUGCCCUCAAACCGAGUCCUGAGCUCCUGGCACAGAUGAGCGCAGCCAUGGCUGUAGGUGGCACUGCUGGCCUGACCAUUGCUAAGAGGAUCCAGAUCACAGACUUGCCCCAGCUGGUGGCUGCCUUCCACAGCUUGGUGGGGCUGGCAGCCGUGCUCACCUGUGUUGCCGAAUACAUGGUCGAGUACCCCCACUUCGCCACAGACCCUGCGGCCAACCUCACCAAGAUAGUCGCAUACCUCGGCACCUACAUUGGUGGAAUCACUUUUAGUGGCUCUUUGGUGGCAUAUGGCAAACUGCAAGGUGUUCUGAACAGUGCUCCCCUGAUGCUCCCUGCUCGUCAUGCUCUGAACGCCAGUCUGAUGGCAGCCAGUGUUGGUGGGAUGAUUCCCUACAUGAUGGAUCCCAGUUACACCACAGGCCUCACCUGUCUUGGAUCUGUCUCUGCUCUGUCCGCUGUAAUGGGUGUAACCUUAACAGCAGCUAUUGGAGGCGCUGAUAUGCCAGUGGUUAUCACCGUACUGAACAGUUACUCAGGCUGGGCCCUGUGUGCCGAAGGCUUCCUGCUCAAUAACAACCUGCUGACCAUCGUCGGAGCUCUCAUUGGAUCAUCUGGAGCCAUUCUGUCAUACAUUAUGUGUGUGGCCAUGAAUCGUUCACUGGCUAAUGUGAUCUUGGGAGGCUAUGGCACGUCCUCCACCGGUACAGGAAAGCCCAUGGAGAUCAUUGGCACACACACUGAGGUCAACGUGGAUCAGACCGUUGAAAUGAUUAAAGACGCCCAGAGCAUAAUUAUCACUCCAGGUUAUGGACUCUGUGCUGCAAAGGCCCAGUACCCCAUCGCUGAGUUGGUGAAGAUGCUUAAAGAAGCAGGAAAGGACGUCAGGUUUGGUAUUCACCCUGUGGCUGGCCGUAUGCCUGGUCAGCUCAAUGUGCUGUUGGCUGAAGCUGGUGUCCCAUAUGAUAUUGUCCUGGAAAUGGAGGAGAUUAAUGAAGACUUCCCUGAGACAGACCUGACCCUGGUGAUCGGAGCCAAUGACACAGUGAACUCAGCCGCCCAGGAAGAUCCUAACUCUAUCAUUGCUGGUAUGCCUGUGCUGGAGGUCUGGAAGUCUAAGCAGGUGGUCGUGAUGAAACGCUCGCUGGGUGUGGGAUACGCAGCUGUUGACAACCCCAUCUUCUACAAGCCCAACACUGCAAUGUUGCUAGGCGACGCCAAGAAGACUUGCGAUGCUCUGCAAGCCAAGGUCCGCGAGACCCAGAACCAGUAAGGUUGGCAGCUCUGGGGCUAGCAGACACCUCCACUAAGAGCACACAUUGAGGUAGAAGACAACAAGUGAAACUUCAUUCCAAAUAUUUCUCAGUUAUAAGAUCCUCUUUGUACAAUUGUGACUCAGCCAAUUGAGCAAAGAUGGUCACUAAGAUAAAAGGUUUUUGGCACACCCUUCCUAUCAUCUAUAGAUAAAAGAAAUGACAACAAUUGUUGUAAAAAACAUAACAAAAAAAGCCAAGCGAUGCAGAUGCUGUAGUAUGUCUAUUCGUGCUCCCACUGUGGUCAUGUGCUUUUAUUUCUAGAUAUUAAAGGAAGGGUAAGUCAACCACGUGCAUGUGGUCUGUGAUCUUGGGAACAUCUGACAGAGUGUCGUCUUCAUCUUAGACGCUUAUAUUAAUGUAAGACAACAAUCAGAAAUGUAGACGCAUUAAUAUGUUAGAUAUGUUAAAUAUCACUGUUAAAACCUUUUAGGAAAUAGUCAGUAGGUAAAAGAAAAUCAUAGAUGAAUUGGAAUUAAGGAGCGAUAAAGGUGCUUGAGAAAGAGGUGUGAGAGACUUAAGCACUAAGGUUUUUUCCACACUGUAAAGACUGUUUUCUCCCCCUUUUUUUUUCCUCCAGAGUUUUCCUUUAUUAUAGUUAUGGUAAUUUUGAUGUUCCCUUUGAUAGAUCGAAUUGCUCAGAUGCUCUUGCUCACCUUCUUUUUCUGUACAAGUAAAAAGAAAAAAGAGCAGAAUAGCGCAACAUUUUUGUAAAGUUCUUUCAGUUCCAGUUUUAUACUGUAUUGAGAGAUUUUUUGUAUUCGGUCUAGUAAUUACCAGAAACCUAGAAAAUGUCAAUGUGAUCACGUUUUAGAAGCCAUAACCAGUUAUUAAAAAUCUAGUCAUGCUAUUUGCUUUUUUCCUUUUACUUGAGUGUGUCUUGUGACCUCCACAGUGCAGCAAUUACACAUGGAUCCAAAAACAGUUUAAAAAUCCAUUCAAACCUCGUCUAUCGAGCAUUUAACACAAUAAACCAAAUGGCUCUGUCCAGUGUGACACCACAGCUGUCCUGUAAUGCUAGUAAAGACUGUGCUACUCCUACAAACAAACACUCUUAAUGGUUCCGAUAGCUGAAUGGAUUUUAUGAUGUUUUUGUAAUCAGGUGUGUCCCAUCAUCCUGUGUGUUCUGAUAUUACAGUACAUGUGAUGCUAGCCUUUGGCCUUUACGGUAAAAGAAGGGUUUUUGUUUGAGUGAAUGUGGCUCAUGCACUCCAAUAUGUGUGUCCUCUGGAGGGAAAUGAAGGAUCACUGUUUGUAAAGUAGGGCCAGAUGUUAAACUGACUGUUGUGUAAAGACUCUACAAUGAGAAUGCAGUUAAUUCAUUUAAUUUGGUGCCACAUUUCAGAAUACAUGAAUUGUUUGACAUUAUUAUAAUUAAGCAUGCAUUUCUGAAUUUAAAUUGUCCUUUUUAUGUUAUUUUCUUAAACCCCAACAAUUGCCAUAAAUAUAACCUUGUGCCAAAACGUCCACUUUUUACACUCGAUCUAGAUAGAUUCAACAGCACAAAUCUAGUUGAUUGGUUUUUGUAUAAGGACUUGAGUAAUUCUUAAAAAGAUCACUGACAUAAUGACAGUAGCUCCCACUCUACACCUGUCUUUACGCAGCUGAGCCAACCGAACUAAAAACACCAGAAACUUUGUCCAUCCAAUUUGAACUUUUGGCUAAGUUUGGAUUGCUGCCAUCCUGUUUUUACUUUACUUUUAUGGUCAUGACACAGCAGAUGAAUUGUUAAUACGUUUUCCUGGCGCAUGGUUUGAGGAACAAUGGCGUUUGAGGUGACAGGUCAGCAGUCUUCACCUUUUUAAUACCUGUGUAAGUACUUUUACUAAUAGUACUAUAAGAAGUAAGUUAUUAUAGUUUCAUCCUGGGACCUGAUACGUUGACCAUGACAACUAUCCUACCUCUCCAUAAAAAGACCAAUAACUUUCCAUAGGACCUUCAUCUGACCAAUCACCUUUGACCGAAUCUACCACGGACCAGUCGUUUACCAUCCACACACCCUAAUUCAACCAGUCAACCCUCAUGUAUCCUAGAACCUGCCCAAUUGCCUCCUGUUUUGUGUUCACAAUGUGUUUUUAACCAUCAGACCUCAGUGUGAAGCUGGCUGGUUUACUGUAUGUUAUGCAAGUGUAGAGCUGCAAGUGUCAUUAAUGCUCAUGAGGGGUUAUUGUUCUUACAUGUCAAUUUACACAAACAAAUGCAGGCUUUAGGGACUGUUAGAUUGAGAUGUCAGCUUUAUAUUUGUAGCUUGUUGCCAUGUUUUGUAUUGCAUUGGUAUGGAUCAAAUUUAAGGGAGAUGAAAAAACUAAUUUUACAAUGGCCAAUAUGCCCCCCUGUGCACUUACCUUUUUUUUUUUUCUUCUUAAGGAGAGUAUUUUUGUAAAGCGGCUGUUUGUGCAGAGCACCGAUGAGGGUUUGAAGCUGUACAAUGUUUCAAUGCACCAUGCAGGAGAUGAAAUGUACUGUGAAUGUUUUUUCCCUCUUGUUUAUCAUGGAACAUUUUCGUCCCUAAUAAACCUGUAUUUACACUA
Molecule: messenger RNA, 5835 nt
Organism: Morone saxatilis (striped sea-bass)
Lineage: Eukaryota; Metazoa; Chordata; Actinopteri; Moronidae
Gene: nnt
Product: nicotinamide nucleotide transhydrogenase
Exons: 21
Coding region: 1-3264 (1087 amino acids)
Biological process (GO): proton transmembrane transport; NADPH regeneration
Cellular component (GO): mitochondrial inner membrane
Molecular function (GO): NAD binding; NADP binding
Source: RefSeq, a predicted model, not a curated record